Mytilinidion resinicola is the source of this 6488-nucleotide messenger RNA. RefSeq names its product ankyrin. The transcript is spliced from 5 exons. Gene Ontology annotation, molecular function: protein binding. The record is from RefSeq and is a predicted model, not a curated record. Lineage: Eukaryota; Fungi; Ascomycota; Dothideomycetes; Mytilinidiales; Mytilinidiaceae. The coding region runs from base 1 to 6147 and encodes 2048 amino acids.
AUGGCCGAUCCGCUUUCUGUCGCCGGCAGCAUCGCCGGUCUUAUUUCUGUAGCAGACACUGUCUUCAGACUCGUUUUCAAGUACGCAAGGUCUGCAAUCAAUGCCAAGGAGGAAGUCAAAACUCUCGCCGACGAGAUCCAGGCAUUAGCCGGGGUCCUACAGAGUCUCCGUCUUCUUGCAAGCGGACUAGAAGCAGAAGGGACUUCUUUCGACCCUACUAUUCGAGCGCACCAUCUCGGAUCGUUGAGCAGUACCCUCGGCCGCCUACAGCAGCGAGUGGAGAAGGCGCACACGAAAUUUGAGAAGGAUUCGAAGGCAAAAAAGAUACUUCAGCAGGUCAAAUGGCCUUUUUCGACUGGGGAGACUAAAGAGCUUCUGGAGGACCUUAUCAGACAUAAAACCACCAUCUCCCUCGCGCUCUCUGUUGACUCAAUGCAAAAACUUCAGCUCUGCUUAGGAAAACAGGAGGUGCUUAGCCAAAGUCUGUCUUCCAUGGCGAACGCUGUAAAGAGGAUAGAGAUAUACACCCAAAUCACAAUGAGCGAUUCCAAGAAAGCCGUACUGGAUUUCUUCAUGAAGGCCAGCCCACAGCCGAACUUAGAAACGAGCGUUAAACUUCGACAACCCAUGACAGGACUCUGGCUCACCGGUUCACCGAGCUUCACCACUUGGCUAGAGACACCAGGCUCGAAGCUGUGGUUGAGUGGCAUACCAGGAGCUGGCAAGACCGUGCUAGCCGGUGCUGUCAUCCAAGACGCACUAACACGCAGUUAUUCCCAACCUGAAGUCGGUGUUGCAUUCUUCUUCUGCGACUACAAGGACUCGACCACCUGGGACAUCGUCAAAAUCCUUGGCGCAAUAGCUUCCCAACUUAGCCGACAGAACGAUGACGCAUACAGCAAAUUGCAGGCUUACUACGACCAGUUACAUCCUGCUAGGCAUCUUGAAAAGAGCUUGGAUACAGAAGAUUUGAGAGCCAAGAUAACCGAGAUGUCGGAGCAUUUCAAACAAAUUCUCGUUGUUGUAGAUGGGCUCGACGAAUGCGGAGACAACACCGAUCUUGUGGUAGAAACUCUCUCCGAACUUGCUAAUUACACACCAAACAUGUCUAUGGCUUUACUAAGUCGUCAUGAAGUCAAUAUAGAGGAGUGGCUUCGAGAAGACUUCGAUCAUAUUCCCAUCGCCGCAAAGAGCGACGAUAUCAGGCUGUACGUUGGAGCAGAGAUGGAUAAACGAAUUCAGAACCGGCAGCUUCGGAUCACGAGUCUGGAGCUGAGAGACGAGAUCAUGAACAGGCUCGUCGAGCGCGCUAAAGGGAUGUUCCGAUGGGUUGCAUGCCAACUCGACUACCUUUGUGAUUGCGUCAAUGACGCAGACCGACGCGAAGCCCUGAACGAGCUGCCCCCAGAUCUUCCGGAGACUUACCGUCGCCUUCUGGAGAGAGUCGACAAGUGUCCCGCAAAAGUGAAAUCGUUGGUGCAGAUGUGCCUACAAUUCAUCGCCUUCGCGUCUCCGCCGCUGACGAUCCUUCAGCUUCAACAAGCCGUUUCAGCCCCUCAAACUUUUGGCGUAACAUUGGACGAGUUAGAUCUGAUUUCAGAAUAUGAGAUCGCCAGGAGAUGUAGCAGCCUGAUCCGUAAAUCCGAAGAUGGGAACCGUUUUGAAUAUUCGCAUUUUUCGGUACAAGAGUUUCUCACAGACGCCACUCUACUUAACUCGUCGGCGUUGGAAAGAUAUCAUCUAUCAGAACCACACAGCUACACACUCCUAGCCACGCAGUGUCUUAGGUUUCUGCAGCUGAAGAAUUUUGGAAGGCAUCCCGAGCCCUCGGAAGAGGAAGCCGUGUACAUCUCUCAAAGGAACCUUGAAAAUCCAUUCUACGAGUACGCAGCAAUACUGUGGCCGAAAUUUGCCAGAAACUACUUCGGAGACCCCGUGCUUUUCAAUCUUGCCAUUUCGCUGUUUCGACGGCCGAAAACCGUUCACUUUCUAGCAUGGAGCGUCGAGUUCCUUCGCCACUUUCAUGAUGGGGAUAAAGUUUGGCAGUUUCCACGUUCCCCAGAAGACAGCGCAGGGAGCCUUGACUUCUAUGUCCGCAGCGUGACUGAAGACUUUUUCUCUCCUUUGCAUCUAGCUGCUGCCCUCCAUAUUCCCGAGAUUUGCAAGUCUCUUAUCGCUGAUCAAUCAGACCUCAACCACAAUAGUGCCUGGGGAAGUCCCCUUCAGCUUGCUACGGCCAGCCUCGCUGCCUUUUGGAAGACCGAAGACCAAAAGGAGUCUUCUCCACAUGGGAAUUUAUGGUGCGAAGAGUUGAACUUAAGGUCAGACACAGCACGAAAGAACAGGCUUGAAACGAUUGAGCUACUCGUGGGUGCCGGCGCCGUAGUGACUAACUCGGCAUCGCAGGUAGGAUCAAAUCUGCUAGAUUUGUCGUUCCUUCUUGCGGGAGUCUUCUUGGACCUCUCAGCUACAAACAAGCUUAUGUCCCUCGGUGUAGUCCCGGGCCCAACAAGUUUGGAUAGCUUCGGUAGAUGCAUGUCAACAUGGGAUCAAAAGAUGGAAUGGGAUAUCCAGUACGAAAAGAUGAAGGUCGUUAUGAGUGAUACUCUACGCGACUUCCUCAAUCACAUCAUCAUUACACGGAUUUAUGGGACGGAGCUUGGGCGCCAAAUUGCAUCUAUAGCGUGGACGGCUGCUUCUCAACUUUUGUUUUCCUUUGAAUGGAACAUCAACCCCAUGGUUUCGGACUCUACUUGCACCGAAGAUCUCUUGCGUGCAGAGGCAAUGAGCGCGGUCCUUUGUGAUGAUCCCCAAAUCUUGCAGGAUUGUUUGAAGGAUGAAAAAUUGGAUAUUCGAGGAACGUUUCACCCAUCUCUCGACCGUCCGUACUACGGUUGUUCUUUGCUACAUGUGGCCGCGCAGGAGAGGUCUGAAUCCGUCAGCCAGAUCCUGGUAGAAUCCGGUUGCGACCUAAAUGCCCCAGACUCUGAUGGGGUACUCCCUAUCCAUUUAUGCGCUAGGUAUGAUAAUCGUUCCACCUUAGAAGUUUUUCUGCAAAAAGGCGCUUCACACCUUGCCACCGACUCAAACGGUAAAAAUCUGUGGCAUUAUUGUGUCGACUCUCAGCAUAAUUACACAUCGAUCUUGAGGAGGCUCCUUGAUUUGGACCAGGAUCAGACGACCGAGGCACUGCUGGCGAGAACACAUUCCGGCAUGACUCCCAUCCUAGAGGCGCUCACGGAUAGAUACUCUGAAGAGGCGGUCGCCAGAUUGCUCCUCGUCAUAGACCACUGCGCUGGAAAACCGCAGUUCUGGAAGGCCCAUGGCCCGGUGUUUGCCGCGGCAGCUGAGUUUGGUUCUGAAACUGUCAUCGAGCACCUUCUACAGGCUGGUGCAGACCCAGAUCCAAUUAGAAACGACAACUUCACCCCUUUGCAUCAGCUCGGAUCCGACGCAACUCCCGAAUGUGCGCAGAUUCUGAACGGCAUUUACCCAGAGGCUCACCAACUUCGUUUCCAGGGGCAAACCCCUCUCGAAAGGUACAUUGAAGGACAGUUCAAGUUGAAUCGUAUGCCGCAGCAGGGGGUGUUAGCCGUUUUAGCGACCCAAGACGCAGUUUCCUCCCAGGAUACCGAUGGGGAAACAGUCUGGUCAUUCUGUUGCAAACAAGUCCCAAUCAGAUCGGCAUCAUGGAAUAAAGUGGAUACUCUUUAUAACGGCUUCGAUUAUGUCAUUUCAACACUUCUUCGCCUCGGAGCGAUGGUAUCGUAUGAGGAAAUGAAGCGGAAGCCAGGAACAGACCCUAAAGAAGUAUUGCUCGCUCUUCUUUCACAUUCAGCAGAGGAAGAAAUGAAGGAUUGCAGUCCCCACGGCCUGGGCCUCGGCCUUCUGCACAUGGUCGUCGAGGCUCAGCAUGGUAGAAAAACGCUCACACACUGGCUCGUCAAUGAGCUAACUGCGCGGGGCAUUGAUAUCAAUGGCGAAGCGAUGUUUAAACCAGGUUAUACUCCUCUGGUGCAUCACUUGUCCCGUGGCGCUUAUGGGAUGGCAGAGGUACUGCUCGAGUUGGGAGCAAAUCCUUUCGUGAACAGUGCCUUCGAUCCUGUUCGAGCCUCCCUCACCGAAAGCGGCACAUCGUUCUUGAAACGGCUAUUACGCUACUCGAAUGAGACUGGAACGCCCGUUCAAUGGAAUGGCAUUUUCACGUGCGCAGUUAAAUUUGAAGGUAGUUCAAAAGACAUAGAAGGCGUCACUUCGUUACAUUACAUCGCGGGGCAAGGGCUGAACGAAAUCAUGGACUUUUACAUUGACGAGAGCCUCUUAGGGGACAUCAACGUAAUGACUGUCGAUGGAUAUACUGCAGUACACCUCGCUGCAAUCCAUGAUCGAGCAGCCGCCAUCCACCGGCUUCACGUUCAAGGAGCCAACCUUGCCAUAGAGAGCCAUGAUGGAAGCACCGCCCUGCAUCUAGCAGUUCGAGCGGAAGGUCUGUCAGCAGUCAAAGUUCUCCUCGAAUCGGGGGCAAAAAGCUCACUAGACGCUGUCGCAAUGACUCCCAUGAUGUAUGCAUCGGCCUUGAAGAAUGAGGACAUGAUCACACUUCUGGACCAAUACCUUCCUCUCGGUGUGGAGACCUCGUCUUCCGUCGACAUAAACUCCAUAUCUCGGAAACGCAUGAUACUUCUAGCACGAUCUCUUGAGCAUGCAAUCAUGAGAGACAAUCUUGAGGAGUGCCAGAGGCUAUAUCGCGCGGGCUGUUCGCUUGACACGAGUAUGCCAAGCUGCCACGGAUGCUCGCCUAUGAUGAAAGCUAUACGCUACGAACGGUUGCACAUAGUCGACUGGCUCUUACAGUGCAAAGCGACGACUCUGAAAUCAGCUUGUGACCAUCCCGGCGGCUAUAGUGCCAUUGAAAUCGCCAUCUCGUACACCAGUUUGAACCCCAUACUCUACAGGUUGCUCAUCCAAUACAUAGAGCAGGGCGGUGGUAUGCCCGACGGUACUCAUUACCCCCUAGAGUGUGCUAUAAGAAGCCAUAAUACAGAGGGGUUAAGAAUAUUCUUGGACUUCGUGAAAGAACUAGCUGAAGGCAUCAGGCAAGUCGCGCCGCAGACCCAUUUGACAUCUUCCUCGCAAUCAGCAUCACCAAAACUUGCAAACGUGGUUAACCAACGCAUAUACUCCCUCAAAGGCGACAUAUUUUACACACCGCUCCACGUCGCCGUACAAUACGGGAAUAUCCCAGCCAUCGAACUUUUGCUCAAUAGGGGCGCAACUGUUGAUGGAUGUGACUCCAACUAUUUGACUCCCCUGGAAUGCGUCCUCACACAAAGCUUCGUGGUUGGGUACGCUAGAUGCGACAAAGAAACUACGUCCGACGCUGCUGUGCGUCUAGUCCAGCAGGGAGCGGCAACGGGGAUACCCUCAGAGGAGGAUUUCGGAGAAAAAAGCUUCUUGCACGGCGCAAUGUGCUAUAGCGGGUAUUCAGAACUAUCGCCUGGCUGGAACAGCGCAUUGCAGAAGGUGACGCCCUUUCCAUGGCACCACCACUGGCCCGAUUUUCACAAGAUGGCCUUCUUGACGAGCAGUUUCGAAUUAUAUCGGCGACGACUACCUCAUGACGCUCUUAAGCGGAUCAUGAAUCUCCAGCCAGAACGCGGAAUAAGCCCUCUAUGUCGAGCAUCUUCACGCGGUAUCCUGGAGAUCAUGGAAAACUGUCUCAUAAUGGGUGCGGAGAUCGACUUUGAAGGAUGCUCCAUCGGGUCAGCUCUGAUGAUAGCUUGUGCAUGUGGCCGCUUGGAUGCUGUGAAGCUCUUGGUGCGGCAAGGCGCGGCAAUCUCCUACGUUGGCAAAAGAGGACUGACCAGUGCCGUGUUAGCGGGCAGUCGGUCUGAAAGAGUUAUCGCCUGGCUCCUCGUCGGGCAGUUCGAUGAGCAGGCUAGGUUGAACAGCGGUGAUGAAGUGCCGUCCGACUCCAGAGUAAACAUGGAGAUUUGUCCAUGGAGCGGUAUUGGAACAGCAGCUCUUCGGCUUGUGGGUCGGCGUGAGAUGCAACCUCACGAGUCUAGUUUGGACUAUGCCGUGAGGCUCUCGGCUCUGAAGCGACAAAUGCGAGGGGUGGUUGUACCGCAGGGACUUUUCCCUUGAAUUAUCGGGAGAAAAGAGUAUCGGGAUAUAUGAGGAGGAGGCCUGGAGGCCGAGAUGAUCAUAACAAGUGGGCUACCUGGUAUCAAAGGAUAGAGUCCCUUGGGCCCGUAUACGAGUGAUUCCCUUGUUAUUGGGUUGGAGCUAAAGGAGAAGAGGAAGGCGAUCGGAAAGGCUCCCUCUGAAGGUGCUGCGCCAACGUCAACCUUUAGCCGUGGUAUAUUGGAGGGCAAGUUCGCUCGAAACUUGUGAGACUGAAACCUGGCGGCUGUUGGGAGUUAUUCAAUCUAACACUCUUAGGCACGUGACUUCUCGAAUCUUUCCGGUCACGUGCAGGACUACAU